AUAUCGAUUAAUCCAAAGGCAAAUCUGAAGCGCAAACUGUCAGUCGCAUAAAUGCAAACGCAUUGCUCAAACACCGAGCAACGUUUCAAAUCCUUCCCUUCGUUAAAGCUCCAAAUAUAGCCGAUGGCUGACCCAUCCGACGAGGCGAAAGUCAUCGAGCAGCUCUACGAGUUCGGCGAGCGCCUCAACGGCGCCAAAGACAAGUCGCAGCAUGUCGAGGACUACCGGAGUAUCAUUGACGCGGCUAAGAGCGAGAACGACAAGGCAAGGCAGUUGGCCGCUCAGCUCAUUCCCAGGUUCUUCAAGUUCUUCCCCGAGCUCUCUGAGUCGGCUAUCGACUCGCACCUCGAUUUGUGUGAGGCAGAGGAGCUUGGGGUUAGUGUCCAGGCAAUUCGAGGACUUCCUCUUUUCUGCAAGGAUACACCAGAGCAUCUGUCUAAAAUCAUUGACAUUCUUGUGCAACUCCUUACUGCUGAAGAAAAUGUGGAGCGUGAUGCAGUGCACAAAGCCCUUUUGUCUUUGUUAAGGCAGGAUGUGAAAGCUGCUUUGACAGCCUUAUUUAAGCACCUUGAAAGUGUUGAUGAACCAAGCACAGAUGAAAAUCUUCGUGAGAGGACUUUAUGCUUUAUUAGAGAUAAGGUUUUUCCUCUUAAAGCUGAAGUUUUGAAACCUCAAGAGCAAAUGGAGAGGCAUAUUACUGACUUGAUUAAAAGAAGUUUGCAAGAUGUGACAGGAGCUGAAUUUAAAAUGUUUAUGGACUUCUUAAAAAGUUUGAGCAUAUUUGGGGAGAAAGCUCCUGUGGAGCGUGUGCAGGAACUCAUUGAAAUUAUUGAAGCUCAAGCUGAUCUGGAUGCACAGUUCAAUGUUUCAGAUGAGGACCACAUUGACAGAUUGAUAUCAUGCUUGUUCAUGGCUCUUCCUUUUUUUGUGCGGGGUGCAUCAAAUAGCAAGUUUCUCAACUAUUUAAACAAGCACAUUUUACCUAUUUUUGAUAAGCUUCCUGAAGAACGAAAAAUAGACUUGCUUAAGAACCUUGCAGAAAGUUCACCUUACACGACACCGCAGGAUUCACGUCAGAUUCUUCCCUCUGUUGUUGAGCUCUUAAAGAAGUACAUGCCCCGGAGAAAAUCUGAAGAGACAAACUUCACUUAUGUGGAGUGCUUGUUGUACACAUUUCACCAUUUAGCUCACAAGGCUCCAAAUGCCACUAAUAGUUUGUGUGGUUACAAGAUAGUAACUGGCCAACCAUCAGAUAGGCUUGGGGAGGACUUCUCGGAGUAUUACAAAGAUUUCAAUGAGAGGUUAAGUAGCGUUGAAGACCUAGCUAGAGCUACCAUAAAGAAAUUAACUCAGGGUAUGGCCGACCACAACAAAGCAAUGGCUGCUGCUGAAUCCGAUGAAGCAAAAGCGAGCAUUAAAGCUCAAAGGCAGAAUGCUACCACUGGAUUGCGAACCUGCAACAACAUUUUGGCAAUGACACAGCCCUUGCACUCAAAAUCACCUUCUUUCAUGGGGGACAAGAGAAUCAACCUUUCAUGGAAAGAUGCAACGAAACCCUUGGCACCUUCAACGACUACUGCUGCUGGAGGGAAACGACCUGUGGAUGGUCCAAGCAACAAUGCGUCAAAAAGAGGCCGCGGAGCUGAUGGUUUGAAGAACCAGCUAGUUAACAGGGCCUUCCAAGGUCUAUCAUAUGGAGGUAGAAGUGGUAGAGGUAGAGGUGGAGACUCGGGUGGACGCGGCAGAGGAAGGGGCUACAGGUAGCAUUGGCUGGAGCCCACUCUACCAAAACAAAUUUUACAAGGUUUCUAACUAACUCAGAACAACACUACCACAGCUUGGAUUGUGUUUAUUGUUCAUUGUAUUGUGUAGCAAAUUCCCUCGUUUUACUUAAACUUUGCUUCGCUUCCCUUCCCUUCCCUUGAGCUUGUCUGUCUAAUUGGAUUAACUUACAGAUUCAGCGUAUGCCUUCAGGUUAACCAACCAGCUUGGCAGCUUCUUCUCCCCUUA
This is a messenger RNA of Diospyros lotus (date-plum), 2010 nucleotides long. Its product is annotated as apoptosis inhibitor 5-like protein API5. Gene Ontology annotation, biological process: regulation of programmed cell death. NCBI's taxonomy places the organism in Eukaryota, Viridiplantae, Streptophyta, Magnoliopsida, Ericales, Ebenaceae. Bases 124 to 1764 code for a protein of 546 amino acids. The transcript has 16 exons. The record is from RefSeq and is a predicted model, not a curated record. Gene Ontology annotation, molecular function: mRNA binding. Gene Ontology annotation, cellular component: nucleus.